UGGUACAAGGCUGUUGUGAAUAGCCUUGUACCAUGUGACCUCUGUGAUCAUUCACAGAUUUCACACGUAGUAAGCAAUGUCACAAGUGACAUCUUGCUUACUACUUUGCAUGUGAUCACUGAUUGGCCAGUCAGUGAUCACAUGAUCGGGACAUCGUACAGAGGUCCCGUCCAACGAACGGUGUUUCACUGUGUCACAGAUUUCACACGGAUCGUGUGCCAUGAUCUCCCAGGGAGCUCACACAAUGCACAAUGGAGGGCGCCAUUUAUGAACGGCAGCCCGCCCCUGCACUGCCACCGUCUGGCCAUUUAUAUACAGUGGCCGGACGGGAAGUGGUUAAGUUAACAUACUAAUUUU
Messenger RNA from Staurois parvus, 357 nucleotides. The record is from the annotation of a GenBank genome assembly. NCBI's taxonomy places the organism in Eukaryota, Metazoa, Chordata, Amphibia, Anura, Ranidae.